AUGUCUUCUGGCGCGGAUUUAGCCCCAGGAAAUAACGUGAUUCCUCGACUACCCAGCAGGAACGUGGAGGUGUACACUUCUGAAAACUCUGUUGUCGCAGGGUUCUGGCAAUAUGGCAGGGUAACUUGGGUCACCUUCUUCGCUUGGCUGACCAAUGUCUUGUGCGUACCGGUGGACUGGGCAAUUUUCGAAUAUGAUCUUGAGACGCGCCAUGCUGGCGAGGAGAAGCGUUCCGAGGAUAUAAUCGUGCAGCCCGGAAAUUAUGUUUUGCUCGCUGUCGGCGGCGAGCUGCUUCCACUGAAUUCGCUUUCGUCGACUCAGAUCCCGAGACGUUGUGGACAAGCUGAAAGACGAGUGCCUGCUCGGAAGCAGCUUUACACUGAUGGCUUUUUACUGCGGCCUUGCCAUGGGGGCGAAGUUGGGUUAGACGUCAAUCUAGUGGCGACAAAGUUGCAACCAAAUAUUGAGAGACGGAAAGCAAUCGGCGAAUGGGACAUUGAUGCUUUUGGGGCAUCGCGAACUGAUCGUUUGGACACAAGAGAGAUUGAAGAAGCCAUUGUUGUUGCACUGGAUGUGUCACACUCUAUGGGAGAGAAAUUUGAUGGUGACAGUGAGGACGAGGAUAGUGAUGUGGAUUUUGACGACAUUGCCCUGAACGAGGCCAUGGAAGAAUUUUCGAAACGUCAUUAUCGAACGAGCGAUGCACUUAUGCAAGCGAAGAUCUUUCUCAAGAAUAUGGACUGCCUUGCUAGUGUGGCACGCUAUAUAUGCCAUGGAGAGACAACAUUGCAUUCUGGAUCUGGUCGUCAACGACGCAUGAGGGCGGAAGAGGUUCUUAAAGAAUUAGUAGUGAUAUAUUCUCGGAUGCAUUGGGCACAAUUCCGAGUUAUGGAGCCGAUAAGACACUUCACCCUAAACCUUUCGCGAUGCGAGGAUUUCAUUGCCGUGGCUACUGAUAACAUCACGAAACCGCAGCUCGUGACCUACCUGGUGCAGCAGGCCGCGGGGAUCAAAGAAGACGUGAACCUCCUUGCGUCAAAUGGAGUCCCUAAGAGAUUUAUUGACCCUCUCAGUGGAGAAGUUAUGGUCAAUCCAGUCCGCGCAAGUGACGGAGUCAUUUACGAGCGAUCUCGGAUUAGUGCUUGGCUUGAACAUCACUCAACGUCACCUAUGGAUCCAACAGUGCUCAUUAAUUCGACUCUUGUUGCCGUCAUUAGCCUGCACAAUCCAAUUCGAACUUUCCUGGGUGGACGGCCACGUGCAUCCUUGCAGCAACAUCAGCAACCCUUGCUUAUUCGCGUGAAAACCAUGUGGGGUAGUGUGCUAAAUUUCAUGUUUAUGCCAUGGGUUGACGGAUCGUGGGACGGAAGCAUGCGUGGGCGACGGCUCGAAACACCGUUCUUUUUCCAUAACUUGCCAUCUCAGGUGCAAGUUUUCAGAUCGACGGAGGGCCGUAGAUUUUCUCUCGAUGUUGUAGAGCUCGAUCACCGAGUGUGGAGAUAUAUGCCUGACAAUGCUGAUCGUGUACGGAAGGAUUCGAGAUCGAUGAGCAGGCUGGAUAUAGUGAAGCAAGCCUUCGAAGCAUUCAUCAACAAAUCUGAGGCGUUUGACCACCCGAUUGCUAUUGGUUUAGUCACCUUCGGGAAAGAAGUUCGCGAGGUUCAGAAUUUGACAUUGCUGAAGGAACGAUUCCGCGAUAGCCUGAGAACGAUUAGGGCAGAUGGAGACACUCCUUUGUUUGACAGUCUUUCCGUUGCGCUCUCGAUGCUGCAAACUUUCCAAGCCGAACAUCCUGCGGCAGCCUUGCGUAUCAUAUGUUUAACUGAUGGUUGUGACGUUGGAUCCAGUAAUUUACCCCACCAAAUCACCAAAAAGCUUCAGCAAUCCAAAGUCACAGUUGAUUCGCUUGUGGUGCAAACGGGCGAUCUCACUAAUGUUCUCCAUCCAAUCUCCAUUGCCACAGGAGGAUAUUCGUUCAAAAUUGAUACGCUUGAGAACGCGCUCAAUAUCGUUGAACUAGAAACUGUGCUCCGUACGAAAGAUCGGCUGGAACAUCUUCAACAACCCAUUGUCCGAACUCUAUGGCAUCUUUUGGAGUACAAUGAUCUUUAUAAGUACCCUUUGGAUAUUGUCACGGCGGACGAAUGCCCAGAUCGCAAGCCGCACGCGCGGUUACAUGAACCGUUGCUUGCUGCAUCGAGGGCCGCCGCUCGGGCCCUUCCACCGAGCACAGACAGACAACGACGACUAAUGCAAGAGCUUCGAGAAGUCAUGAAUUCGUCACAUCCCGCCAUUGACGUUUACUCAGGGAGCGACCUAGCAUUCUGGAAAAUUGUGAUAGAGGCUCCGAAAGGCUCUCCAUAUGAAGGCGGGACCUUCCUAGCGUAUGUCAACUUUGGCAGCAACUAUCCUCAGUCAGCGCCCGAAGUGCGGUUCAUUACGCCAAUCUUGCACCCGAACAUCAACCGGCACGGCAAAGUUUGUCAUGCUGCUCUUGACAGAAGCUGGGUUGUCGAUAUGACUAUGAAAGUGAUCUUGCAGGUUCUAUACGGCAUUCUGCUCACUCCAGAUACCGAUAACCCUGUUCGUGCUGCUUUUUACAUCGUGCUUGUUGGCUGUUUUGAUCACGCUGUCCUUUCUGGCUCGAUCUUCAUGCCACGAUGGAGUACAAUGAUGAUACCGGUAUUCACGCCCAGAGAGUGCAUGAGAUGGUUCAGAGACACGCAUUGA
Messenger RNA from Sparassis crispa, 2730 nucleotides. RefSeq lists its product as hypothetical. Lineage: Eukaryota; Fungi; Basidiomycota; Agaricomycetes; Polyporales; Sparassidaceae. The record is from RefSeq and is a predicted model, not a curated record. Gene Ontology annotation, molecular function: ubiquitin-protein transferase activity. The coding region runs from base 1 to 2730 and encodes 909 amino acids. Gene Ontology annotation, biological process: protein ubiquitination. The transcript has 31 exons.